AUGUUCGAAAGACAAGUUUCCAUACGAAUCAGACGAGAACAUCAAGGAGGCCUUCAAGUGGCUACCACCAUCAUUCUAUGCAUUUCAAUAACAUUUUUCGUGUUUGUUCUUGCAACAUUUAUCAAUGAUCGCGCCAAGAGGUUGUCUAUCGACUCUGAUGAUUUUUACAUUCCUCAGUCCUAUGUUACUUCAACUUAUGCGUCAAAUCCUGACAUCCUAUGCAACUCAUCCUCAUCAUCUGAUGUGCAUCACAGUGUCACUGAACAGAGGAUAUCUCCAAAAGAUCUCUGGCAUUCUAUGAGCGAUGAGGAGUUGAUUUGGCGCGCCUCUAUGGUGCCAGUUGUAAUUGAUCCUCCUUUCAAUUGGACACCCAAAGUUGCCUUCAUGUUCUUAAUUCGAGGAAGCUUACCACUAGCACCCCUGUGGGAGAGAUUUUUUAAGGGGCAUAACGGACUCUUCUCUAUUUAUCUUCAUACAUCCCCUGAAUUCACUGAUGAAACCCCGGAAUCAUCAGUGUUCUACAAGCGGAGGAUACCAAGCAAGCCAGUGGCAUGGGGAAAACACACGAUGAUCGACGCAGAGAGACGCCUCCUAGCAAACGCCCUCCUCGACUUCACAAACGAAAGAUUCGUGCUCCUAUCCGAAACAUGCAUCCCUCUAUUCAACUUCACCUUCAUCUACAACUACCUAAUCAACUCAAACCAUAGCUUUCUCUCUUCAUUCGACGAUCCCCGAAAAAUGGGCCGAGGCAAAUACAACAAACGAAUGUCUCCCGCCAUCACAUUAUCAGACUGGCGAAAAGGCUCUCAAUGGUUUGAAGCACAUCGAAAACUCGCCAUUCAACUGAUUUCAGACACAACAUACUACCCGAUUUUUCGGACACAUUGUCAGCGUCCAUGUUUCAUGGAUGAGCAUUAUUUUCCUACGCUAGUGAACAAAAUUUGUCCCGAAUUGACGUCGAAUGCGACCGUGACUUGGACUGAUUGGAGCAGAGGCGGCUCGCACCCUGCAUUGUUUGUUAAAAAUCAGAUAUCGAAAGAGUUUCUUGAGAAGAUAAGGCAUGGAUAUAAGUGUAGUUAUAAUGGCGAAGAGACCUCGAUUUGUUUUCUUUUUGCGAGGAAGUUUCAUGCAAACACUCUGCAGCCAUUGCUGAGCAUAGCUCCAGGCUCCAGCUUUGCUAGGGUUGAGCACUUAGCACAAAGGUUGAUGGGAAAUAUAUGA
Messenger RNA from Daucus carota subsp. sativus, 1221 nucleotides. Its product is annotated as glycosyltransferase BC10. The record is from RefSeq and is a predicted model, not a curated record. The transcript has 2 exons. Gene Ontology annotation, cellular component: membrane. Lineage: Eukaryota; Viridiplantae; Streptophyta; Magnoliopsida; Apiales; Apiaceae. Gene Ontology annotation, molecular function: glycosyltransferase activity. Bases 1 to 1221 code for a protein of 406 amino acids.